UUCCCGGGCCAAUGGCAUCAAGGGCCGCGCGCUCUCGGCGACCUCGCCGCUAUCACUGCACACGCGCCGCGGAAGUGAAUUUGGGCCAAUUUUGGGUUGUGUGACUGGCUCUUGCGGGGAAUACUUGUGCAAUAAAAUCGCAGCGCUCAAGUGGUUUUAGGUUGCUUUUGCACUGCGAAGUGUCAUGCUGGAUGAUUGAAGUGAUGGAGGAAAAUGUUCACCCAGAUGCUCAGUGAUCAAAGUUCAAUUGACGUGGGGAAAAACAGAACUCUCUAAAAAUGGCAACGACUGGACAGAUAACCACCUGUCUUUCUGAAACGGUGCAUGCUUUGGUCUGUCACCUUGGGCUGGAAAUGGAGGAUAAUGCAGAUCUGGACCACAUUGUGACUGCGUCUGGGCAAGUUUGCUGGGAAGCCAUUACAUUUAAUCUACGCACAUUGGACAAUGAAGAGCAUGAUCUGAAUUAUAAAGAAAGUGUAAGGCUAUUGGGGCCCGUGUGUAAAGCUGUCCAUUUAUAUCUACAAUCACUCAACGCAAAGCAGUUCAAUGACCAAUAUGGUAUUUGGUUUAUAUGGACGAAUAACACAGAGUUAUUUAUUGAUGUGUUUGAGGCCAUCAAGAGUUCACAGCCUACAACCAUAGCUCUUGAUUUAAUGAAAUUAACCGCAUGCCUGGAACGAACCUUAGGCAAUGUGUUUCUCUCGAUGGGCAAUGACUGUCCUUUUCUUCUGAGAGACUUGUUGGCCUCCCAAGAACUAGCUACAAUCUUUGGACAAGAUGUGAUGAAUGUCCUGCGAGUGUUCCUGGGGUCACCACAGAGCUUAAAUCUCCGCAACAUAUUGUGGCAUGGCUUUGCAGCUCCUGCGGAAAUUCCACCCAUGUACACGUCUAUGCUGCUGUUGCUUACAGCUGGUUUAGGACAGAUACUGCAGAAAGGUUCCAUGCCCCUCCAUCGACCUUAUUUCAGAUUGACACAGCUGGAGGAACUUGCUGUAUUUCCUGAUAUUAAUGAAGAAGCUAUUGCUUUGGCAGAAGAUUUUAUUGGUAAAUCUGAUUUUGUUGUGGAAAUCAUGCUGCCUUACUGGAGAGAGGCAGUUGCAGCUUACAGAAAUCAACGGUAUGCGGACUGUGUAAUACUACUUCUACCUCAGCUGGAGACCGGACUCCGGAAAUUGUUCACAAUAGUUAAUAACUGUCCCAGUAGGAUUCUAACUGCAGAGUCCACAAUGCUUUACACCACAUUUGAUGAGAUGCUGGCGAAAUACCUUGAGAAUGAUGAUACAAACCAGCUUCCAACAGCUCUUGGAGAUCCUAUAAUGGAAAUUCUUUGGGAUCUUUUAAACCAUCAGGAGGGUCCCCGGAUCCGAGACCAUCUAAGUCAUGGUGAACUUGAUUUGAAGUUGUUUCCUAAAAAAAUGGCUAGUCACAUCGUAGCACUGGCCAUUGUUUUAUUACAUCGUUGCUGCAAAAAUGGAAAUGAAAUAGCUAUGGAAAAUGAAUGCUUGAGGGUGAUCAUCAGUUCUACAAGUUCAUACUGCUCUCGGUUCCAUCCUAUCGGAAGACUUAAACAGCAGCUUCGACAUUGCGUUGGAAGCCUACGAAAAUGGGAUGAGAUUCCCGGGCCCUCAAUAGAGCAGGUGUCUGAAAGUCCAUGGUCUGAGUAUUGGAGUCAAAGAACACUAGCUACCUCUGGCAGUCUCAUGGAGGAAAUUGUUUCGUACAUAGUAAAACGGCUAAAGCCAGUCUACAAUGAAGAACUGAAUACGUCACAAUUGUUAGCUGAGGAGCAACUCCACCUGGUAAUUAAACUGCUGGCCAACUCCAUACACACUUUGUAUUGUCCUCGGACUCUUCUGGAAGUGGUGGCUCUGCUGAGGAAGGUGGCCUUCCAGUGCCUGACCGUUUCCGAGCAGGUCACAAACGGUGCUGCAACCCGCCAACAACAGUGGUUGAGCAAAUCAUUGCGCUCACGCCAGAGGCAAAAUUAUCUUCGGAUGUUGGCGAGUGUUCAGUAUUUGCACUCCGUCUUCAGCCUAAUUACGCUACUAGUAACAGUGGAACUGCUCAAAGCACAAAUAAUAGGUGAAAUGGAUUCUUCUGAAAAACGCAGUUAUUUGAAAUUCUUGAAGUCCUUGGUGCAAUAUGCAGAAAAUAUGGUGACCUACACAAGCCCGGAGAAAAAUAAAUGGGGUGAAACAUGGGACCUGACUGAAAAGAUGCUACUGAAAGUUAAACAGUUUUACAACCAGUUUUUUAAUGGAAUAACAAGCUAGGCAACAUGAGUGUGGUUGAGAGUAAUUGAUCUUAAUCUAAAAUAGUUAUGUACUUUUAAAAUUGCACUCAUCAUUGUAGUCCUGGAGGAUGUAGGUUUAUGUGUGUGAGCAGGGAUUAUGAUAUGUUUUAUUGUGGAGGCCAAUGCAGUCGUGCUCAAUUCACUCCAUUCUAAGCAUUGAUCAGGUAAAGGGUCCUGAGAACAUGAUCCCCUUCCUAAUUGGUCUUGCACAAGACGAGCUAAUUCAGACAAAAUUUUAGAUCAGAUCUACAUAGAUACAUAGACAAUAGGUGCAGGAGUAGGCCAUUCGGCCCUACGAGCCAGCACCGCCAUUCAAUGUGAUCAUGGCUGAUCAUCCACAAUCAGUACCACGUUCCUGC
Molecule: messenger RNA, 2652 nt
Organism: Amblyraja radiata (thorny skate)
Lineage: Eukaryota; Metazoa; Chordata; Chondrichthyes; Rajiformes; Rajidae
Product: endoplasmic reticulum membrane-associated RNA degradation protein
Exons: 19
Coding region: 279-2273 (664 amino acids)
Source: RefSeq, a predicted model, not a curated record